ACGCUCCAUCCUUCCACUUAAUCUGAAAACCAAACGGCAGGCGAACAAGAUAAUAGACGCUUAACUGACUUCAGACCGCCGCCGCCAGGCUGUUUUCGCCAUUCCGGUCCCAAAUUCUCCAGCUUGACAAGCCAUGGCUGUCCUCUUUGCUCAGUCCACUCUCUUCAGCCGAGCUUCCUUCAGUCUUCUACGUUGCAAUGGAUUCACUCGACUCUCCUUCUCCUCCUUUUCUUCCUCUGCUGCUGUUUAUUCUCCACCUCUCCCUAAAACAAAGAAGCACUGUCAGCCUGUUGUCUCUGCUCUUGAGCUUGGCGGCGUCAAAAUCUCUAGAGACGAUGUGGUGAGAGAUGAUCCAACAAACAAUGUACCAGACACGAUUUUUUCUAAGCUGGGAAUGCAGCUCCACAGAAGGGAUAAGCACCCGAUUGGGAUCUUAAAAAAUGCUAUAUAUGACUACUUCGAUUCCAAUUACACUAACAAGUUUGAGAAGUUUGAUGAUCUUUGCCCAAUCGUUUCCACAAAGCAAAAUUUUGAUGAUGUGCUAGUUCCCGCGGAUCAUGUAAGCAGAAGCUACAAUGAUACGUACUAUGUUCAUGCACAAACUGUCUUAAGAUGUCAUACAAGUGCUCACCAAGCUGAGCUGCUGAGGAAGGGUCACACUCAUUUCCUUGUAACUGGGGAUGUUUAUCGUAGAGAUUCUAUCGAUUCCACCCACUAUCCCGUGUUCCAUCAGAUGGAAGGAUUUCGUGUUUUCUCUCCUGAGGACUGGAAUGUAUCCGGCACAGAUGCCACAGCUUAUGUUGCUGAUGAUUUAAAGAAAUGUCUCGAGGGAUUGGCACGCCACUUGUUUGGGGCUGUGGAAAUGCGGUGGGUUGACACAUAUUUUCCAUUUACCAAUCCAUCUUUUGAGCUUGAGAUAUAUUUCAAGGAGGAGUGGCUGGAAGUUUUGGGCUGUGGGGUGACUGAGCAGGAAAUUUUGAAAAGGAAUGGGAAACUGAAUAAUGUUGCUUGGGCCUUUGGACUUGGAUUGGAGCGACUCGCUAUGGUUCUCUUUGAUAUCCCUGAUAUAAGACUCUUCUGGUCAAGUGAUGAACGAUUUACCUCCCAGUUUGCAAAAGGAGAGCUUGGUGUCAAAUUCAAGCCAUUCUCUAAGUAUCCUCCUUGUUACAAGGACAUGAGUUUCUGGAUCAAUGAAUCAUUCACUGAGAACAACUUAUGUGAAGUUGUCAGAGGAAUCGCUGGAGAUCUUGUUGAAGAGGUGAAGUUGAUAGACAAUUUCACCAAUAAGAAAGGGAUGACAAGCCAUUGUUACAGAAUCGCAUACCGUUCCAUGGAACGCUCUCUUACAGAUGAAGAGAUCAAUGGCCUUCAGUGGAAUGUGAGGGAGCAAGUGCAGAGCAAGCUCAAUGUUGUUCUAAGGUGAGACUGCCCCCCUUUCCAGUGAAGUUGCUGCAGAGAUGAUGAACAACAAGCUAGAUGUUGCAAACACAAUUCAUCUUUAGCAAAUUUUCUCUUGUUUUAUUUUGAUAUUGUCAUUGUAAUUUUAUUUUGGUGAUUUUCGAUCUCGGAUUCGAUGGUAUA
Tarenaya hassleriana is the source of this 1581-nucleotide messenger RNA. Its product is annotated as phenylalanine--tRNA ligase, chloroplastic/mitochondrial-like. The record is from RefSeq and is a predicted model, not a curated record. Gene Ontology annotation, cellular component: cytoplasm; mitochondrion. Gene Ontology annotation, biological process: phenylalanyl-tRNA aminoacylation. Gene Ontology annotation, molecular function: ATP binding; tRNA binding; phenylalanine-tRNA ligase activity. Lineage: Eukaryota; Viridiplantae; Streptophyta; Magnoliopsida; Brassicales; Cleomaceae. Bases 134 to 1423 code for a protein of 429 amino acids. The transcript has 11 exons.